This is a messenger RNA of Aspergillus pseudotamarii, 375 nucleotides long. RefSeq lists its product as uncharacterized. Lineage: Eukaryota; Fungi; Ascomycota; Eurotiomycetes; Eurotiales; Aspergillaceae. The transcript has a single exon. The record is from RefSeq and is a predicted model, not a curated record. Bases 104 to 289 code for a protein of 61 amino acids.
CGAUUACCCCGUCAGGCGGACUGAGCGCACCGUUCAGGGUGCCUGGAAAUCACCCUCUGGAGGGUAUAAAGACAGGGGAAACUUUAACACCCCGCUAGGGGAGAUGUUGCUUAUAGUUCCUCCGCGACUCUAUAGCGUCACGAUGAAUCGCUUCCUACCCCUGAUGAUGGAGUGGAUAGCGCGCAACUUUGAUGUACGGUUUGCAGAGUCUCUUGCAAUGCGCCGUUUUUAUCCGACGCUAGGGGGCGCACGUUUGGAUUGCCGGUAUCAAGCAGAGCUCGAUACAUAAGAACCGUAGAACGCACACGGUCUAAAUUCGGGAAUAGCAACCGACCCUCGCGGUCAACACCCCAAUCAUAACGAGGGGGGGCUACU